UUUCAUUCUGUUACAACUAUUCCAGUUACAUUCAAGAAGUCUCUUGCCCAUUCUACAAGUUCGCACAGACUCAUACGACUCCCUAACGGAAUCAAUUGCCUCCUUAUUUCUUCGCCAACUUUGCCAAAGAUCUCAUGCUCGGUAUCUGUCGGAACCGGAAGUUUCAAUGAUCCACCAGAAUUGUUGGGAUUGGCUCAUCUAUGUGAGCAUAUGCUCUUCUUAGGUACCAAAGAGUUCCCUGAACAUAACGGGUUUAGCAAUCUAAUGAACCAAUAUGGAGGAAACUCCAACGCUUUUACCACUGGUGAGAAUACAUGUUUCUUCUUCGAAAUUCCGGUAUCGGCAAAAGACUUUGAUGGUGAAUUGAUAUUAAAUCGGGCUCUCCGCAUGUUUAGCUCUUUCUUCAAGUGCCCUUUAUUUUUUGAAAAAUUCAUUCAAAAUGAGGUUCUGGUAAUACAAAAUGAGCACAACAUUAACUUGGCCGAUUUGGAGAAAAUUAAAUAUCAUGGCUUAAGAAUAAUUAGCAACAAGAAUCAUCCAUUCCAUCAAUUUAGUACAGGCUCUGUACACACCUUAAAAGAACUUCCCCAACUCAGAUCAAUCAAUAUCAAGAAAAAGUUAGUUGAAUACUUCGAAAAGUACUUCACUGGCCCAAAUAUCGGAGUGGCUAUUCUGGGCCCUCAAUCACUAAACUAUCUCCAGAAAUUAAUAUGCUCCAAUUUUGCGGACAUUAAAGAUUUAUUACAAGUAGAUAAGUCAGAACAGACCGAUGCCUAUUUUGAUAGCUCUUCUUCAAGAACUUCUACUAGUUCACUGAAAUGCAUUUUUGACUUCACCAACUUGAAUAGGCUAUUAUUCAUAAAAGGACCUUAUUCAAGCUUCCAAUUGAGUUUUCCUAUUUUGCCCGAGAUUCCUUCCUGUUUUGUCGAAAUUUGGUGCAAUCUUUUGGGUGAUGAAUCUGAAAAUUCGUUGUUUCAUCUAUUAUCAAACCAUCUCGACUACAUCUUGACACUAUUAGUCAGUGAAAGGAAUUUGGCCCAGAAAAACCGGAUUCUAGUUUUGGAUUUCCAAGUCACAAAGAAGGGUUUUAAUAAUUUCACAUCACUUCUCAAAAUUGUUUUAUUUCAUAUAAAUCUGAUAACUGCCCUUCCAGUGGAUUACCUUGCAAAAUAUAUUUCUCAGUUUACUACCAUUUCCAAAAUAAGUUUUUACUAUCAUGAUUUUGAAUCAAUUUCUAUGGAUGGAUUGACCGAAUUGGCAAUGAGGACAAAUGCAGAAAUUUCUGAAUUCGGAUACACCAACAUAUUAAGAGGAACCAAAGAAUUAGAUGACGAAUUUUCAGUGGAUGAGAUCGUCAAUUCAAAAGAAUUCUUUUACCAGAAAGCACUAGAAUGUUUAGCAUUAACCAAAAAGGUUUUCGGGAUGAAUCUGUUUAACAUUAUUAUAAAUUACCCGGAGUCUCGGAUAUUAUCCCUGUUAUUUAAUUAUGAUUUAUUAUUUCUACCGGAAAAUUCAAGAGAACAAGUGGAUCAGCAUUUUAACUUUGAGUACCAACUUUUUCCUAUUAAUUGCAUAAAUAUAUUUCAAGAAAUUCAGUCAGUACCAUUUCAUAUCGGUGAGAGCAAACAGCAAUUCUUCCCAAAAUCCAAUCCCUUUGUCUUUCAUUCUUUAAAAGAAAUAUGCGAUUUGUCACAUAAUCUAGCCAUAGCAUCUACCGCAUAUUGUACGAGCAGUAAUGUUAAUUCCGAACCCAUACUAAUAGUCACUAAUGAUGAAAUGGAGGUCUGGUAUAAGAAAGAGUAUGAACCCAAUACAAACUCGAAAACAACAAUCUCCUUUCAAAUUCAACCAUUUCGAAAUUCAUCUUCUCCCCAUACUCACAUGUGUGUAGAGUUAAUAUGUGCAUUGUUCGGGACCCGACUCAAAGGGAGAAUGUACAAUGCCGAGUUAGUAGGUUACAAAUGGGGUAUAUAUCCAUUGCUAACUGGUAAGGAGUCGAUUUGCAUAAAUUUAAGUGGAGUAACCCUAGGUAUAUUCCGGAUAUUGAAGUUUGUUUUGCAAGAUUUUAAAGAUUUUAUUACCAAAUGCUUAGCGUCCAUCUCUUACAAAGAGUUCAUGAAAGCAAGGAUUAAAUUACGUCAAGAUUACACCAAGAUCAGCAAAGAAAAUGGAAUAUCGCAGGCAAUUUCUGGAUCCCUAAUGUUUUUAGAGGAGAAUAUCUGGACAUUGGAUGAAAGAAUUGACAGUUUAGAUUUGGUAGAUAUCAAAGAUUUAGUGGAUUUCGGAACAAAUCUUUUUGGUGAAAGAUCAUACAUUGAAGUUUUGAUUACUGGAGAUUGUGAAGUAAAUCAGGCAUUCGAGAUUUCGACACAAAUAUCAAGAAUCAAUGAUGGUUCAGCUAGCAAUUCCUCAGUGCGAGAUUCACCAUCUAGCUAUUACAUUUCUCCAGGGAUCAAUUAUGUUUAUACUACAAGUAACUUCAACACAGAGGAUCCCCUGAAUACUUUGUACACAUAUAUCCAAUUUGGGGAGAGGAGCAAUGCGACUGCACAGGCUUAUUGUGAGCUUAUUGCAUAUUACUUGUCCAUGCAUGCGAGCAAUGAAUUGAGGCAAAAAAGACGGUUGGCUUACACAGUUCUUUGCAAUUCAGUACUACAUCGAAAUCUGAUUGGUAUUAAUUUGGUUAUAUUGAGUUCCUCGCAUGAUAACAAAGAGCUUCAGAAGGAAGUCGAAGCAUUCUUCAAUGAUUUGCACCACGAAUUACAGACUUUAACCGAAAAAGAGUUUCGCAACCACAUUUUGCAACCAUUUCUAAGCUUAAGCGUUAAUGGUGGAUCAGAUGAGUCUCUUCCUCAUAAUAUGUGGCAUUCUAUUUCACCGUGCCAACACAGCACCAAUUUUGACAAUGAGUCGAAAAGUAACUUGGACCACAAGCAUAUUUGGGAAAAAAUCUUCAACAAGAGCUAUUCGUUUUCGGGGAAAAUGGGGCACGACGAAUUAGAUAUUGAUUUGUUGAGUAAUUUGACCCGAGAAAAAUUCAUUUCUCUAUUUGAAUCGUACAUAUCCCCUGGAUCGUGCAAAAGAGCUUCAUUAACCAUCAUGGUAGAUAGUACCAUGGAUAGAGCAAAUGCAAAUAAGAGAAUCAUGAGGACCCAGGUGCGUGCGUUUUUGGAUAGCCAGGGAGAAAUCGUGGAUGAUGCCGAACUCGAGACAAUUUUGGAGGCAUGCAAU
Messenger RNA from Suhomyces tanzawaensis NRRL Y-17324, 3231 nucleotides. It is a transcript of the gene AXL1, whose product is annotated as Axl1p. Gene Ontology annotation, molecular function: metalloendopeptidase activity; metal ion binding. Gene Ontology annotation, biological process: peptide catabolic process. The transcript has 2 exons. The record is from RefSeq and is a predicted model, not a curated record. The annotation marks the transcript as partial. Gene Ontology annotation, cellular component: cytosol; mitochondrion. NCBI's taxonomy places the organism in Eukaryota, Fungi, Ascomycota, Pichiomycetes, Serinales, Debaryomycetaceae.